AUGAGAGGUAAGAAAACGGAUAUUGAUGCAUCCUUGACGACUGGCUUACGGUUAUGGAAGCGCAGGAAAGCGGAUACUUCCCCCAAGCCAAACGACACAGUGCGAAAGGGGUCUUCUCUGGAGUCCGAUGCCAUAUCAGAGACAUCUCCUCCCAACGGUAUUGGUGAUAGAAUUAUACCACAACACAAAGAGCCACCUGAGAAUCCUCACGGUCGGCCAUCCACAGGAGUUGGGCCGGCACUCGUACAAGCACCUCUACAAUCAGAUGAUGCAAUGACGACUCAGGAGCAACUGAAUGCCGGAAGAGGGCUAGCACCCGCGGACAGAGAGAUAUUCGUCAGCUCGGAAUCCUCAUCUCCUUCAAACCAAACCACCAUCACGGAUGCUCACCUGCUAGCACCAAUAGGCGCCAGUGCAAGCCAACAGCCGAUUGGAUCGGAUUUGACACAAAACCUGAGGACACAAAAUCUGAGGACCAGCUUCAAGAUGGUCCUUCAACUGGACAAUUCAAACCCAGUCAGAGGUUGCAAGCUUGACACUGGAUCUAAGUUCAAUGUCAUCUCUCAAAGGGUGGUGGAGUCGGUAAAUCUUCGAACAGAGCCUUACAAUGGUCCUGAUUGCAAGCCGAUAGGCGUGGAGAAAAUUCGACCUCUUGGUCAAGUGACUUUUGAGUGGAAAGUUUUUGAGAUGCCCGUUAUUUAUUGUACAACAUUCGUCGUACUCCCAGCAAAAGUGACCGAAUCUUUUGAUACACUUUUAGGCGAGGACACCAUCAAAGAGAUUGGUUUCUUCAAAGAGAACGACAAUGUAUAUUAUCUGACUCGUCCUGGUGAAGAACGAGCUUUCAAUUGA
Messenger RNA from Bacidia gigantensis, 852 nucleotides. RefSeq lists its product as uncharacterized. NCBI's taxonomy places the organism in Eukaryota, Fungi, Ascomycota, Lecanoromycetes, Lecanorales, Ramalinaceae. The transcript is spliced from 2 exons. The record is from RefSeq and is a predicted model, not a curated record. Bases 1 to 852 code for a protein of 283 amino acids.